Messenger RNA from Carassius gibelio (silver crucian carp), 1231 nucleotides. Its product is annotated as calcium-dependent secretion activator 2-like. Gene Ontology annotation, biological process: positive regulation of exocytosis; dense core granule exocytosis; synaptic vesicle exocytosis. The transcript is spliced from 8 exons. Lineage: Eukaryota; Metazoa; Chordata; Actinopteri; Cypriniformes; Cyprinidae. The record is from RefSeq and is a predicted model, not a curated record. The annotation marks the transcript as partial. Gene Ontology annotation, cellular component: glutamatergic synapse.
CUCUGAUCUAUCUAGAUCUACCUGUGGGUAAUGGGUUCAGUAAGCCGUGUCAGACAGAUAAGCUUUGUCUCGUGUUCUCCGUGCAGCUGGACAAUGUGGACGAGCAGGCAGCGCAGAUCCGCAGAGAGCUGGAUGGGAGACUGCAGCAGGCCGAGAAAAUAGCCAGAGAGAGGAAGUUUCCAAAGUUUAUUUCCAAAGACAUGGAGAUGAUGUACGUGGAGGAGCUCAGGUCGUCCGUUAACCUGCUGAUGGCAAACCUGGAGAGCCAACCUGUGGCCAAAGACUUCAAGCCCAAAAUCAAGCCCAAACUCACACCCAUGAACAGCUUCCUGGACAUCGGCGAUGAGAACGACUUGCCCCUCUCCAAAUCUGACGUAGUGCUCUCGUUUUCUUUGGAGAUUGUGAUCAUUGAGGUGCAGGGGCUGAAAUCCGUUGCUCCUAACCGGAUCGUGUACUGCACCAUGGAGGUGGAGGGAGGAGAGAAGCUCCAGACGGAUCAAGCCGAGGCCUCCAGACCACAGUGGGGCACACAAGGUGAUUUCACCACCACACACCCCCUGCCCGCGGUCAAAGUCAAACUCUUCACUGAAAGCACUGGAGUCCUGGCUCUGGAGGACAAGGAGCUGGGCAGGGUGGUCCUUCACCCCACUACAAACGGGCCCAAAACGGCAGAGCUGCACAAGAUGGUAGUGCCUAAGAACAGCCAAGACGUGGAUCUGAAAAUCAAACUGGCGGUCCGCAUGGACAAACCCCCCAACAUGAAGCACAGCGGGUAUCUUUACGCUUUAGGCCAGAGAGUCUGGAAGCGAUGGAAGAGGAGAUAUUUUGUGCUUGUUCAGGUGAGUCAGUACACAUUUGCUAUGUGCAGUUACCGGGAGAAGAAGUCCGAGCCGCAUGAGCUGAUGCAGUUGGACGGGUAUACGGUAGAUUACUCUGAUCCGCAGCCAGGUCUUCAGGGAGGCAGAGCUUUCUUCAGUGCUGUCCGAGAAGGGGAUCUGGUGGUGUUCGCCAGCAAUGACGAUCAGGAUCGCGCUCUUUGGGUCCAGGCCAUGUACCGUGCCACAGGUCAAUCCUAUAAACCAGUAGCGCCCGCCCAGAACCAGCAGAACUGCAGAGGAGGGAAUGCCCAAAAAGAUGCCCCCGUGUCCUUACUCAGUAUGUUAUAUGAAGUGUUUUAAAUAUGUGUUUUUUAGAUUGUGAUUUUCUUGAUUUCAGACCAUUUUUUGAAACC